Paramecium sonneborni is the source of this 274-nucleotide messenger RNA. NCBI's taxonomy places the organism in Eukaryota, Ciliophora, Oligohymenophorea, Peniculida, Parameciidae. The record is from the annotation of a GenBank genome assembly.
AUGAUAUUAAUCAAAAAAAAAAACUAAUAAAGAGUGCAAAUUAUUAAAAUCCAGCUAAUUUUUUUGUGUUUAAUUUUUGGAAUAUACAAAUUAUGUGCAGAUAAACUCAAUUAAUGUGAAUAGGCUAUAGUGUGUCAUGUAUCAAGAUAAGUAAUUUUAAAUUUUAAAUAAGCAGUUUAUGUUCAAGUUAUCAAUUUUGAUGUCCAACUAGUCUAUUGGUCAUUUAAUUACAUAAAAAUAAAGAAAUAUUUUGGAGAUAAUAAAAACUUUGUGA